GGCUGCAAAGAAACCAAAGAGAGAAAAUGAGGUUAAAAAAAUAGAAAAGCCCUGAAGUUCUUCAGACAGAAAAGAGGAUGGAUUUCCUGCUCGGAGCCACACCUCACAUCGAGAGGGCAGACAGAGAGACUUUGUCCAGGAGCUGCAGCUGCUGGUUCAGGGUCUCGGGGAGCCGUUUUCCAGCAGCUCUGCUGUCACUUCUCCCUCUACGGUAAAACUGGAAGCUGCACCUUUGAAAACAUCGGAUUUGGGAUUUAAAGUUGGGAUCUUUCCAUCCCCCAAUUUUGAGAAAUAAAAGCUUUACAUCUCAGUAUCCAAUAAAAUCUAUUGGCAGAUUAUCUUAGUUCACACUUUUGAGUGUUUUCAAACACCACCUUGACUCUGAGGCGGCCUGCAUUCGGGGUUUCUCAGUAUCUACGUCGACGUUUGUCUGGAUGCCCCAGGAUUAUCCUGCAGUUCCUCGUCCGGCCUGCAGGGUGGAAGCGGAGACCAACGGCCGGCCGCUGGACAGGCAGAGCAUCACCAUGAGCGACUUCUGGCACAAGAUGGGUUGCUGCGUGGUCGCUAAACCGCCACCGAAGAAGAAGAGGAGGAAGAUCGAUCGCAGCAUGAUCGGAGAGCCGACAAACUUCGUUCACCUCACGCACAUCGGCUCUGGAGAGAUGGCGGAGGGCCUGCAGCCGUCGGGACCGGUUCAGGAACAGAUGAGGUCCAAAGGCCCGAACACAAGCGUCAGGAACAGCCUUUUAUAGCUGAAAAUUCAAGAUGGAGGCCUCCUCUAGAGGUCAAAGGAGUGCUUUAAAGCUAAACCGACCAGCUGACUGACCUCCUCCUCAUCCUGAACAUCUGAGCCUCUCCUCCCAACCAACCAAAGAGGAGUUUGGACGCGUCUACUGUGCUUAUUUCACCUUUUCCACCCCCUGAGCCUGCGAUAAAUGAAUCCAGGCGCCAAAGACACUUUUUAUUUUCACAAUUCCUACGCCACCUAAAGACUCACGGCCUGAGCUGGGAGGGGUUUCCCUCGUCAGUAUUAAACUAAACUGAGGAACGACUCUCACUGGACUCCAUUUCCCAGCAUCCCUCAUUGUGAGACAUAAAUAAAUGACAGAAAGUCUGUACUUAAGCACAAAAAUGUACCAAAAAGGCCCUUUUAAAAAAAUUUCUUCUAACUUUUGCUCUGACAGGAUGGUCACACUUUAGUUUGGAGGAUGAGGUUUCGGCAUUUUUUUUCCAGCUUUUUUCUUUAGCCGACUGCGGUGAUGACAUCACCGGUUUCAGUCAGGCCUCUCUUGGUAAGAGAUGACACAGUCUCAUUUUUAGGAGAUGGGAAAACCCCUCAAAUCCCUGCUACACUGGAUGAGUUCGUUCAGCCUCCAAUCCCACAUUAGACUCACCGAGGACGUAAAUACUCAGCCCUGUUCUGGCUUUGGGGUCAUGUGACCACAUCCUGUCAGAACGACCACCAAUAGGUUCGUUUUCUCAAUCAGGUAGUCAAUUUAGGUGGAAAAGCCCGUUCUUCUUGUGUUUUUUUAGCUGUGAUGUUCUGGAAACUGUCGUUCAGGGACCGUAAAUGGGCCUCGAGUGUCAUCCUGAGAGUGUUUUACUGUUUUUUUGUCGCUUAUUUUUGACAAAUCUCUUUCAUUUUGUAAUUUUCUGCUGUUUUGAUGUGAGAUUUUUGCAUCUCUUCUUACUCCUGGUUCAGCUAACUCAGGACAGGUAGAGCUGCUGCGCUUUUUGGCUUUUGUUAUGGAAAAAAAAAAUAUUUACUUUGCAUCAACUGAUAUUUUGUGAGAAAAACACUUCAAGAUGCUGUGGAGUGAGAGAUUUUUGGAAAAAUUUUUUUUUUUUUGUAAAAAAAUAUAUAUCUAAUGUAUUUUUUAAAAAUAGCUUAUAUGAAUCGUUAGCUUUUAAUCUAUAUCAAGAUCAUUUUGCAACCUACAGGACUUUAGAGGUCUUUUAUUUCCAUUCAUACUGUUGUUUAUCAUUUCAAAAUGAACCCAUACGUCUUUGCAUCUUAUUUAUUUCUAUAAAUCUUUAACAAAUAUUCCCCCAAAAAGUCAUCUUAGAAAAAUAAGACUUAAAAAAACACUUUUAAAGGGCUUUUAUCAUUCAAAAUCAACUUUUUAAAGCUUUUAAGUGUAUUUUAGUUUUCACUGCUCACUAUGAACAACCUUGAAGUGGUAUUUUGAUCCAUUCACGCAGCUCUAAAAACCUGCACUCUGAGCACCAGCCCCUUCCAACCCACAAAAACGAGCAGGUUCUCACGAGAUGAUGUCACAAAGUCAGAAAAGCGCUUUUCAAGAGUUCUGCGCUGCCAGAACCUCCCCAAGGCAAACACACACUUUUCCGAUCAGCUAGCGGAGCUCAGCCACUAACUUUGCCACUCAGUUAGCAAUAUUCAGCAGCUAGCUUUUUUGCUCAGCUAGCGGUGCUCAGCUGUUAGCCUUUCCGCUCAGCUGGCAAUGCUCGGCCGCUAGCUUCACUAAUCAACUAGCAGCGCUCAGUAGGUAGCUCAGCUAUCUGUGCUCUUCCCUAGCUUUGUCACUCAGCUAGCAGAGCUCCCCCGCUAAUUUUGCCUCUCAGCUAGCGUUCCCCAGCUCUAGCUUUGCUGCUCAGCUAGCGAUGCUCAGCCGCUAACUUUGCCGAUCAGCUAGCGGUGCUUAGCCACUAGCUUCACUGCUCAGCUAGCGCCGCUCAGCCCUUAGCUUUGCUGGUCAGCUAGCGGUGUUUAACUGCUGACUUCGCUGCAAAGCUAAUGAUACUCCGCCACUAGCUUCUCCGCUCAACCAGUGAUGCUCAGGCGCUAUCUUCUCUGCUAAGCUAGCGGUGCUCAGAUGCUAGCCCCGCCCAUCACUACAGCUGGUGUAGUGGAAUGAAAAAUUUGGAUGUUAUUUGUUUUCGAAACGCAGACGCGAUGUAGAGGCCGGCUCUGGGAUGACAUCAUAAAAUGGGCAGUACCUACAAGCAGUAAAAGGCGGAGCCUCAGAGAUCAAGUCAUCUUGCCUUAUGGCAGGUGAAAAGCUCAUAAACAAAAAUAACUAAUAUUUCGUAAAUAAUUAGUGUGCCAAAGGUAACAUAUGAUAAUGUGUAUGGAUAUAGUUUACUCUGAAAUACUUAAGAAAAGCAUGGAAUAGGCCCUUUAAGAAAAAUAAACCAAAAAAAUAAUGCACAACAGGUUUUAUCUUUGGCAAAAUGUUCAGCAAAGUGCAUUUAAUUUGGAUGUUUUUGGCUUCAUUUGAUCAAUUUAAAACAAACUAAUUAUCCGGUUCGACAGAAAAGAAAACAAAUUCAAACUCUGAUUCAUUUUUCAGCUUUUAUUUUGAAAACCUGAGCUUUAAUUCUGAAAAUAAAAGGUUAAAAAAAAUAUCCCAAAUCAUGACGGAUGAACUGAUGUUUGCUGCGGAAACCGCUGACUCACCUCGCCAAGGCGACCGGCCACUUCCUGUCUGAGGUUCUUACUCCAGAAUGCUCGGCAUCCUCGUGGUGUUUUGGCAGGAUUCCUCACCGUGUGGGAGUCCAACCCUCCUCCAUUUGUCUCUGCUGCACCUCCAGGGGCCUCCAUCCGUCUGGAGGCUCCCCCGUCAGCUCCCCCUGCUCCACCCUGGUUCCUGGAAGUUCAGGUCUUUACUUCCUGCUGCAUAUUUUUAUAUCUUCCUGUUUGAUUCUCAUCUAUGCUGACAGUCCAACAACACUGGAAAGCACUUUCCAUUCAGCCUCACCUUUUACUUUACUUCCUAAAGUACAGCCAAUUAUUUAUUUUAUUGUUGUUGCUUUGCUUUUGUUCAUAAAAAAUAGUGUUUUUUUAUCAUAUGCUGCCUAUUAUUGUUUGUUAAAGUAUUGACCACAAAGCUUUUCUGUGAUUUUUGGCACUUUGUGGGUCCAGGAGCUCCUCGCUUUCAAAGUAUUUUCUUUUUUAUUUACAUCACAGCAAAACUUUGCUUAUGUAAUCACAUCAGACUGAAUUCAAGUCUACUAGCGUCCUUUCAGCUGUUCUCUAAUUCUCCUGCUGUGAUGGAUAACCUUCAACGUUCUUCUAGAUUUGACUAAAAUAUUCUGCUAAUAAAGUUUCAAUGACGUUCUGAUCCAAUGAUCAGUUUUGAGAAACAAAAGUUCAAUUUUUGCAAAUAAACUUCAGAGGAUUCAGACCCUGUAGGAGAAAAAUAAACACAUUAUUUUAAAUAAAUAAACCCUACUGCGCCUUUUAUUGGAUAUUUAAAAAAUAAAACUGGAAAAAUACGCUUUUUCAUCCAGAUAGUCUUCAUUUUUCUUUAAUUUGUUGUGAAACGAGGGUUUACGCCGUUUCUCCAAAAACAUUUGUCGUCAUCAAAGUGUGAAUAUUGUGUGCGACUGAUAUUUGUGUAUGUGAGGACUUCAGGUUUGGUUAUGUAACCGCUUCACCGCUUUCGGCAGAAGCAGAAACACACAGACUCUGACUGUUUUCCUUUGUUGUGUAACGAGUGUCUCAUGAUGGAUGAAUAAAUCUGCUGUUUCUCUACCAAAA
Molecule: messenger RNA, 4501 nt
Organism: Oryzias melastigma (Indian medaka)
Lineage: Eukaryota; Metazoa; Chordata; Actinopteri; Beloniformes; Adrianichthyidae
Gene: cdc42se1
Product: CDC42 small effector 1
Exons: 6
Coding region: 435-752 (105 amino acids)
Biological process (GO): regulation of Rho protein signal transduction
Cellular component (GO): plasma membrane
Molecular function (GO): small GTPase binding
Source: RefSeq, a predicted model, not a curated record